Protopolystoma xenopodis is the source of this 723-nucleotide messenger RNA. The record is from the annotation of a GenBank genome assembly. Lineage: Eukaryota; Metazoa; Platyhelminthes; Monogenea; Polystomatidea; Polystomatidae.
AUGUUGAAGAUACUGCAGUGGUUUACCUUGCUCCCAUCACAUACCGGAGGACUAAUGAGAAGAAAUCAGAAGGAUCAGCAACAAAACCAGCCAGGAGAUCAGGAAAAACAGCAAGGCCUACAGCAACCAAGCCAAAUAAAUAGCGACGACGACUAUCAGACGAUCAAAAAGCAGACUAUCCGACCUCAAAACCAAAUAAAUGGCAAUUUGGGUAAACUUCAAGAUGUUAUUAAUGGUAACUUUCAGUUGAUUUCGAAUCCUGAGAAGUCGAGCAUGCAGCAUCUUUUAUGGCGCCGUCUGCUUAGAAGCCUAGGCAUUUCUUCUUCAUGCGAAAAAUACCCAGUCUUCUGGGAAGACAGAGCCUACCAAACAAGUGGAGUUUAUAUAAUCGAUCAAAAUGAGCUACCAAAACAACGUAGCACCAAUCAGCAAAAUAUUUUGUCCUAUCUCCGAAAUCAGCUGUUACAACAAACAGAGGAACCAAUGCUGAGAGAAACGCAUUUCGGCAGUCAGAUGGCGAGUCCUGAGAGCGACGGUAGACAAGCUCCACCGAGACAAGUCAAUCAGUAUCCUCUGACGUUUCCAGCAUCAAUAACGUUGGAUUCAGUUCCAGAUGCAAUCAUCGCUGGCGGAUAUAGAGAGAUUCCGAGGAUCACUAUUUCCGAACAUGAAAGAGGCAGUUCACCUCCAAGUAGGUCAUACUUUGUCGACUAUCAUGAAUGA